CGCCCCGCUCGACCCCGGCGUGGUGCGCAGGCGCGAUAUCCCCCUAGCGCGACCCUGGCGUGGUGCGCAGGCGCAGUCUGCGCAGGGACUGGCGGGACUGCGUGGCGGCGUCAACAGUUAUGUCGGGGGUCCGGAGGCUGUCGCGGCUGCUGAGCACUCGGCGCCUGGCGCUGGCCAAGGCGUGGCCAGCAGUGUUGCAAACAGGAACCCGAGGUUUUCACUUCACUGUUGAUGGGAACAAGAGGGCAUCUGCUAAAGUUUCAGAUUCCAUUUCUGCUCAGUAUCCAGUAGUGGAUCAUGAAUUUGAUGCAGUGGUGGUAGGCGCUGGAGGGGCAGGCUUGCGAGCUGCAUUUGGCCUUUCUGAGGCAGGGUUUAAUACAGCAUGUGUUACAAAGCUGUUUCCUACCAGGUCACACACUGUUGCAGCGCAGGGAGGAAUCAACGCUGCUCUGGGGAACAUGGAGGAGGACAACUGGAGGUGGCAUUUCUACGACACCGUGAAGGGCUCCGACUGGCUGGGGGACCAGGAUGCCAUCCACUACAUGACAGAGCAGGCUCCCGCCGCCGUGGUCGAGCUGGAAAAUUAUGGCAUGCCAUUUAGCAGAACUGAAGAUGGGAAGAUUUAUCAGCGUGCAUUUGGUGGACAGAGCCUCAAGUUUGGAAAGGGCGGGCAGGCCCAUCGGUGCUGCUGUGUGGCUGAUCGGACCGGCCACUCACUAUUGCACACCUUAUAUGGAAGGUCUCUGCGAUAUGACACCAGCUAUUUUGUGGAGUAUUUUGCCUUGGAUCUCCUGAUGGAGGAUGGGGAGUGCCGUGGUGUCAUCGCACUGUGCAUAGAGGAUGGGUCCAUCCAUCGCAUAAGAGCAAAGAACACUGUUGUUGCCACAGGUUUUGCAGGCAUAUAUGGUGCCGGUUGUCUCAUUACGGAAGGAUGUCGUGGAGAGGGAGGCAUUCUCAUUAACAGUCAAGGCGAAAGGUUUAUGGAGCGAUACGCCCCUGUGGCGAAGGACCUGGCGUCUAGAGAUGUGGUGUCUCGGUCGAUGACUCUGGAGAUCCGCGAAGGAAGAGGCUGUGGCCCUGAGAAAGAUCACGUCUACCUGCAGCUGCACCACCUGCCUCCGGAGCAGCUGGCCACGCGCCUGCCCGGCAUUUCAGAGACAGCCAUGAUCUUCGCCGGUGUGGACGUGACGAAGGAGCCGAUCCCUGUCCUCCCCACCGUGCAUUAUAACAUGGGCGGCAUUCCCACCAACUACAAGGGGCAGGUCCUGAGGCACGUGAAUGGCCAGGAUCAGAUUGUGCCCGGGCUGUACGCCUGUGGGGAGGCCGCCUGUGCCUCGGUACAUGGUGCCAACCGGCUCGGGGCAAACUCUCUCUUGGACCUGGUCGUCUUUGGUCGGGCAUGUGCCCUGAGCAUCGAAGAGUCAUGCAGGCCUGGAGAUAAAGUCCCUCCAAUUAAACCAAAUGCUGGGGAAGAAUCUGUCAUGAAUCUUGACAAAUUGAGAUUUGCUGACGGAAGCAUAAGAACGUCGGAACUUCGACUCAGCAUGCAGAAGUCAAUGCAAAAUCAUGCUGCCGUGUUCCGUGUGGGAAGCGUGUUGCAAGAAGGUUGUGGGAAAAUCAGCAAGCUCUACGGAGACCUGAAGCACCUGAAGACGUUUGACCGGGGAAUGGUCUGGAACACGGACCUGGUGGAGACCCUGGAGCUGCAGAACCUGAUGCUGUGUGCGCUGCAGACCAUCUACGGAGCAGAGGCGCGGAAGGAGUCACGGGGCGCCCACGCCAGGGAAGACUACAAGGUGCGGAUUGAUGAGUACGAUUACUCCAAGCCCAUCCAGGGGCAACAGAAGAAGCCUUUUGAGGAGCACUGGAGGAAGCACACCCUGUCCUACGUGGACGUCAGCACUGGGAAGGUCACUCUGGAAUAUAGACCCGUAAUCGACAAAACUUUGAACGAGGCUGACUGUGCCACCGUCCCCCCAGCCAUUCGCUCCUACUGAUGAGACAAGAUGCAGUGAUAACAGAAUCAGCUUUUGUAAUUAUGUAUAAUAGCUCAUGCAUGUGUCCAUGUCAUAACUGCCUUUAUAUGCUUCUGCACUCCGGGGAAAAAGGAGUACAUUGAAGGGAGAUUGGCACCCAGUGGCUGGUAGCUUACCAGGAACCCAGUGGCCAGGGAACGUGGCACUUACCUUUGUCCCUUGCUUCAUUCUUGUGAGAUGAUAAAACUGGGCACAGCUCUUAAAUAAAAUACAAAUGAACAAACUUU
Molecule: messenger RNA, 2263 nt
Organism: Chlorocebus sabaeus (green monkey)
Lineage: Eukaryota; Metazoa; Chordata; Mammalia; Primates; Cercopithecidae
Source: RefSeq, a predicted model, not a curated record